This is a messenger RNA of Nematolebias whitei (Rio pearlfish), 2999 nucleotides long. It is a transcript of the gene srpk1b, whose product is annotated as SRSF protein kinase 1b. NCBI's taxonomy places the organism in Eukaryota, Metazoa, Chordata, Actinopteri, Cyprinodontiformes, Rivulidae. Gene Ontology annotation, biological process: spliceosomal complex assembly; protein phosphorylation; regulation of mRNA processing. The coding region runs from base 67 to 1983 and encodes 638 amino acids. Gene Ontology annotation, molecular function: protein kinase activity; ATP binding. The record is from RefSeq and is a predicted model, not a curated record. The transcript has 15 exons.
GGUGGAUGGGGUAAGGUGCUCUUUCAGCACCUGCACUCCUCGCUCCUCCUCUCUGCCUCACGUCCCAUGGGCAUCCGUGCAUCUUGCAGACCAGAGCCUCAUGGUCGUGGAGUUGCCACUCAGCAGGGUCAAGCAGAGUCUCCCCUUCCAGAGCAGGACGAGGAGAUCCUGGGCUCCGACGACGACGAGCAGGAAGAUCCCAAUGAUUAUUGCAGGGGUGGAUAUCAUCACGUGAAGAUUGGCGACUUGUUCAGUGGGAGGUACCAUGUGAUUCGGAAGCUGGGCUGGGGUCAUUUCUCCACCGUGUGGCUGGCCUGGGACAUCCAGGAGCGUCGCUUCGUGGCCAUGAAGGUUGUGAAAAGUGCUGAACAUUAUACGGAGACGGCUCUGGAUGAAAUCAAGCUGCUCAAAUCUGUGAGAAACACGGAUCCCAAAGAUCCCAAUAGGGAGAAAGUGGUGCAGCUGCUGGAUGACUUCAAAAUUUCUGGCGUGAAUGGAACUCAUGUGUGUAUGGUCUUUGAGGUACUGGGCUACCACCUCCUGAAGUGGAUUAUUAAAUCAAAUUAUCAAGGCCUGCCUCUACCUUGUGUGAAAAGCAUCAUAAGACAGGUUCUGCAGGGCCUGGACUACCUUCACACCAAGUGUAAGAUUAUUCAUACAGACGUUAAACCAGAAAACAUUCUGCUGACUGUCAACGAGCCGUACAUUAAGAAGAUGGCUGCCGAAGCUACUCAGUGGCAGAAGUCUGGUGCUCCACCUCCCUCUGGAUCGGCAGUGAGUACAGCCCCAGCACCCAAACCUACGGGCAAAAUGUCAAAGAACAAAAAGAAGAAGAUGAAGAAGAAGCAAAAGAAGCAGGCAGAGCUGCUGGAGAAGAGGAUUCAGGAGAUUGAAGGAGGCGCUCUGCCUGAUGGUGGAGAGGAAGAAGAUGAUGAGGAGACAGAGGCCAAUGAAGAUACGUCUUCCUCAGCCACCCUCCCCAUUUCUGCUACACCGCAGGACUCUGCUAAUCACACCAGCACAGACUCGACUCCCGAUGAGCAGCCCCGACCGAUGCCUCAGCUGAAAGAACCUGAAGAGGUGGCGGCUGAAGAGCAGAACAGAAUGGAAAUCAACUGCAAUGGCCACGCGUCCUCACCAGAGAGCAACACCAGUCCAGGGGAAGAAGAAACCAAGCAGUCUGCAGAAGAGCUGGAGGACCAACAGAAUGCAAACCAACCAGAAAACAACACAGAGACUCCGGAUACAUUAUACAACAAAGAAGAGGAGAGCUGUAAAACAUCAUGUGGAGACCCAGACCCAGUCCCCUCGCCCCUCAGCUCAGAGGACACUGUGGAGCGAAAUGAGGAAGAAACGGAGUCAAAGACGACCGAGAACAUGGACCCUCAAGAGGACACCAAAAGAGGGAAUGAAGAAGAGGACAGCCAGAGUGAUUCAGCAGGCAGUAUGUUGGUCAACCCUCUGGAUCCUCUGAAUGCUGACAAGCUGCAGGUUAAGAUCGCUGACCUUGGUAACGCCUGCUGGGUGAACAAACACUUCACAGAUGACAUCCAGACACGGCAAUACCGUUCUCUUGAGGUUCUGAUCGGAGCCGGCUACAGCACGCCAGCUGACAUUUGGAGCACAGCCUGCAUGGCCUUUGAGCUCGCAACUGGAGAUUAUCUUUUUGAACCCCACUCUGGAGAAGACUACUCCAGGGAUGAAGAUCACAUAGCGCUUAUCAUUGAGCUGCUGGGAAAAGUUCCUCGGAAGCUGAUCUUGGCAGGAAAAUACACCAAGGAGUUUUUCACCAAGAAAGGCGACCUGCGCCACAUCACCAAGCUGAAGCCGUGGGGUCUGUUUCACGUCCUGGUAGAAAAGUACGAGUGGUCCAAAGAGGAGGCGCACUGUUUCAGCAGCUUUCUGCUGCCCAUGCUGGACCUGGUGCCUGAGCGGAGGGCCACAGCAGCGCAGUGUCUCUCCCACCCAUGGCUCGCGUCCUAGAGGCCACGCACGGUCGCCGCUCUUCAUAUUCAGAAAGAAUGAAUUAGGUUUCCAGAAGAAAACUCACAGUAAACAAAUACACUCUCCAAGAGCCUCAUUGUGCCUGCACACAUCCAGACAACGGAGAGAGAAACUGCAGUCUUGUUAAGGUUUCGGUGUUUAUUUAAGAAGCUUAAGGUUAACUCUGUAUUUACAGAUUUCAAAAAAUUACUGGUUAACUAAAAAGUUAGAAAUUUAACUUUAUUUUUUUUUCAGACUGCUGCUAAUUCUCUACUGCUCAUUGUUGUCAAAAUUAAAAUACAUUUGCACUUUUUUUUAUACAAAUACAAAAAGUUCUGUCAGAAAACCAUUAAAAAAAUGUCCUUUUUAAAGCCACCGGUGAGUCAAAUCUGUUAACUUACCACGUCACGUGCGCCAGCUUUCAUACUGUAGCUUCAAACCGUGCCCCGAGGUCGGUUCUGCUUCGUGCAAAAUAGACCAGCUGAGUUCUCCGUCACGCUAAAGAUUACACGUCAGUGCCUGUAAUCUUAAAUGCAGCGAUCCUCUUUCUACGUUUGUACACAGACAGCACCUCGAUUAGAAACCAGAUGUUCAAACAUCAGUGAAAGUUAACAUGUAAAUGAUUGUUUUUUUUAAAGGUUUUGGAUGAGUUUGUUUAAAAAAGGUAUUUGGUAUGACACAAGAACAAAUGCUGGAUUAUUUCUGUUCAUAAUGCAUGAGCUGGCAGACUACAGAAAUAUUUCUGUUUGGUUAGACUUCUUGUAGUCAUCCUCGCCCCUCCAGUAACGUGAACCAAAGAACUGUGUUGGCCCAGUUACUGAACAAGUGACGAUUGAACGUGAAAUCUGAAGGGCUUAUAACAACAUUUCUCAUUUUAAAUGCUUUGAACCAUCUGGCAAUAAAUAAAGUGUGCAAGGUGUUCAGCUUCACAUGGAUGUUCUGAAAUAACAAAAGAUUGUACAAAGUUUAAAUAAUGUAACGACGAAUCUCAUCCCAGCCGUCAUGCGUUGUUUUAA